Messenger RNA from Juglans regia (Persian walnut), 741 nucleotides. RefSeq lists its product as uncharacterized. The transcript is spliced from 6 exons. NCBI's taxonomy places the organism in Eukaryota, Viridiplantae, Streptophyta, Magnoliopsida, Fagales, Juglandaceae. The annotation marks the transcript as partial. Gene Ontology annotation, molecular function: carbohydrate binding; catalytic activity. Gene Ontology annotation, biological process: carbohydrate metabolic process. The record is from RefSeq and is a predicted model, not a curated record.
GUAGUACUGGAUAAUGGCAUGCUCCAAGUUACAUUGUCCAAUCCGCAGGGAUUUGUAACUAGGAUUCGAUACAAUGACAUCGACAACUUGCUUGAAGUCCUUAACGAGGAAUCUAAUAGAGGGUACUGGGACCUUGUUUGGAGCUCACCAGGAAGUACUGGAACAACUGGUAUCUUUGAUCUAAUCGAAGGAACGAGGUUCGAGGUUAUCGUUGAAAAUGAGGAACAGGUUGAGAUCUCUUUCACAAGGACGUGGGAUUCAUCCAUGGAGGGCAAACUCGUCCCAUUAAAUAUAGACAAAAGGUUUAUAAUGCUUCGUGGUUCAUCGGGAUUUUACUCUUAUGCCAUUUACGAGCACUUGGAGGAAUGGCCUGCUUUCAACCUCGACGAAACCAGGAUUGCUUUCAAACUCAGAAAAGACAAGUUCCAUUAUAUGGCAAUGGCCAACAACAGGCAAAGAUUCAUGCCCCUCCCAGAUGACCGAUUGCCAAAGAGAGGUCAGACCCUGGCCUACCCAGAGGCAGUCCUACUUGUUAACCCAGUGGAGCCCGAACUCAAGGGAGAGGUGGAUGACAAGUACCAAUACUCGAGUAAGAACGAAAACAUACGGGUUCAUGGGUGGAUCUCCACCAAUACUGACCCGCCUAUGGGAUUCUGGCAAAUUACACCCAGCAACGAGUUCCGAUCUGGUGGCCCACUCAAGCAGAACCUGACCUCACAUGUGGGCCCCACCACGCUCGCU